AAAUGUUCCAGGGCGGCUCCAUUGUGUGGGGCGAGUGUGGACAGAGAGAGGAGCAGAUGUUGUCUGCUUAAGAGGAUGGCAAUCCCAAUCCAGUCCUUGACCAGGAGCUGUCCUGUCAUCAGGAUUGAGAGGAGCCCGGGGCACCCGGCCCAGGACUCUGUCUCAGCCUGUGGUGCUUCCCUCCCCUAGCUUCUGGCACCUCGACCAGCUUGAGUCAACGUGGAAGAAGAUUGUGAGACCAACACAGGUUGACGAGAAAGCAAAGAGGCCUCAAAAAGCAGAAGUGGGUCGUGGAGAUUGGACCGUCUGGGAGGUGGCUUGAAAUCAGGGGCCUGGCAUUGCUGUGGGUGACCUCUGUGCUGUAGACAUGACCCCGAGGGAUGGGAGGCCUUGGCUGCCUGUAGCUCUGCUCCUUCUGCAGGUCCCAGGCUGUUGGUGUCUGAGUGGCCCCACCUCCGUGACGGGCACCGUGGGCGGAUCUCUGAGCGUGCAGUGUCAGUACGAGGAGAAAUUCAGAGAGAUGGCCAAAUACUGGUGCAAAAGCCCAUGUGUGUGGAGUACUGUAAAGACCAAAGAGGCAGACAUAGAAGAGAGUAACGGCCGUGUGUCCAUCAGGGACCAUCCCGCCAACCUCACCUUUACAGUGACCUUGGAGAACCUCACAGAAGGUGAUGCAGGAACAUACUGGUGUGGAAUCGUUACAUCAUGGCUCCCAGGAUAUUUCCUCGACCCCACCUUCCUCGUUGUGGUGUCUGUGACCCCAGGUGAGCUGUGAAACCCCCUCCCCCAGCGCCAGCACUAGGG
This is a messenger RNA of Callorhinus ursinus (northern fur seal), 804 nucleotides long. The record is from RefSeq and is a predicted model, not a curated record. NCBI's taxonomy places the organism in Eukaryota, Metazoa, Chordata, Mammalia, Carnivora, Otariidae.